Molecule: messenger RNA, 1074 nt
Organism: Penicillium paradoxum
Lineage: Eukaryota; Fungi; Ascomycota; Eurotiomycetes; Eurotiales; Aspergillaceae
Exons: 4
Coding region: 1-1074 (357 amino acids)
Source: RefSeq, a predicted model, not a curated record
AUGCAUCCGGAAUUGAAAAAUACCUGGACUCCCGCAGUCAAUGUCCUUACCUGGUUUAUGCUGGUGACAGCUAUUCUGAGUGUCUUGACUCGUCUGGGAACAAAGUACUUCAUCUUUCGAAAAUGGACAUUCGACGAUGGCCUCGCCGCCGCAUCACUGGUUUUCUGCAUCGCGCAGUCAAUUGCGGUCUCGGCAGCAACAGCAAAUGGAUUUGGACAGCAUCGUAAUAUGUUGUCGGAUCCCAAGCUUGAUAUCAUCAUGAAGGCCGAGUACGCCUCAACGAUUCUCUUCAUCGCCAGCAUUUGCUUCUCUAAACUAUCUCUCUUGGUCUUCAUUCGCAACUUGACACCGGCAACCAUGGAUCGCCGUGUUGCUCUCGUACUCGGAAUAUUGAUCGCGCUAUGGGGUGUGGUGAGCAUCUUCACGGCUGCCUUUCAAUGCCAUUUACCAGAAACAUGGAAUUAUCUACACGGGAGUUGCUUCGAUCGGGCUGCGUGGUGGAACUACCUCGGCAUCACUAAUAUCUUGUCUGAGGCUGGGAUAAUGGGCCAAGCGCUUCUGGUUAUUAUCCGCAUCCAGACUGAUUUUGGCAGGAAAGCAGGUUUGUCAAGCGUGUUCUUGAUCCGAAUCGUUGUAAUUAUCGCGAUCAUUUGCCAGCUCGCUUACGCCAGUCAAACUAAAUCCUCGACCGAUUUUACCUUCGAUACUUGGAUUGUCGCGGUCUCAACGCAGAUGGCUCAGGCUUUAAGCAUUGUUACCGCCUGUUCGCCGCAAUUCAAGCCGUUCCUGGAUAACCUACGAUCAUCGGGAAUGAGUCUUGGCCUGACCAGCUCCAACGGUUACGGCAGCAAGCACAAGACAUAUGGCUUGAGUACCUUCAAGGCCUCCCGGCGUACUCAGAACACUCAAAACACUCAAAGUGAUACUCACGAACUAGUCCCCAUGGCCCACGACGGGACCCACCGCGCACUGGUUACAUCGGGUCCAGAGGACGACACGGAAAGCCAAUCCAGUCGCUCCAAUAUCAUUGUGGAGACAAGAACGUGGACUGUGACCGAAGGAUUGCGGGAUUGA